AGCAGCUGUCUUCAUCAUUACAGCUGUCACACACACUCAAAUCAAAGUGAUAAUGUCUCACUCUCAAACUGAACUGACUCAAAAUCCUCUGGAGAAGAUCUGGGUGCCAUGGAUGAGCAGCAGACUGAGACGCAGGAGAGGCUGGCUGUUCACCUCACUGGAGUUCAGUUCACUGCCCUUUACACACACACUGAAACAAGACACGUGUACAGACAGAGUCUCUUAAGUCAUGGAAAUUAAUCAAAUAUGUGGGAAUAUAAAUGAGGCUUCUUUCUGUUGUAAAAUCAUAAUGUGUGUUUAAACAUGUGGUGUGUGUGUUUUAGCGUCCGUGCCGCAGUUCACUAACUCUCCCACGAUGAUAGUGAUGGUUGGUCUUCCUGCACGUGGAAAGACCUAUAUCUCCAAAAAACUCACUCGCUACCUCAACUGGAUCGGAGUUCCUACUAAAGUGUAUAACGUUGGACAGUACCGUAGAGAUGCUGUACAAACUUACAAGAAUUUUGAAUUCUUCCGCCCAGACAAUGAAGAUGCAAUGCAGAUUCGCAAAGCAUGUGCUUUGGCGGCAUUGAAGGACGUGUGUAGUUACUUCACUCAGGAUCAUGGACAGGUGGCGGUGUUUGACGCGACCAACACGACGAGAGAUCGCAGAGAAUUGAUUCUCAGUUUUGCCAAAGACAACGGCUAUAAAGUCUUUUUUGUUGAGUCACUUUGUGAUGACCCAGAAAUCAUUGCAGAAAACAUCAAGCAAGUCAAGUUGAGCAGUCCUGAUUACAUUAACUGUGAUAAAGAAGAGGCCGUCGCUGACUUCCUCAAGAGGAUCGACUGCUACAAACUCACAUAUGUUCCCUUGGAUGAUGAGAGAGACAGGCACCUGUCGUACAUUAAGAUCUUUAAUGUGGGCAGCAGAUAUCUGGUGAAUCAGGUGCAGGAUCAUAUUCAGAGCAGAAUCGUGUACUACCUGAUGAACAUCCAUGUCACUCCUCGCACCAUCUACCUCUGCCGUCAUGGAGAGAGUGAACUCAACCUUUUGGGGCGCAUUGGAGGAGAUUCAGGCCUCUCAGCACGAGGAAUCAAGUUUGCAGCUGCUCUGGGCUCAUACAUCAGAGGUCAGUGUAUCCUGGACCUGAAGAUCUGGACCAGCCACAUGAGAAGAACCAUCCAGACAGCAGAAGCCAUCGGUGUGCCGUAUGAACAGUGGAAAGCCCUCAAUGAGAUCGAUGCUGGUGUGUGUGAGGAGAUGACAUAUGAGGAGAUUCAGGAUCACUUUCCGGAGGAGUUUGCGCUCCGAGACCAGGAUAAAUAUCGCUACCGCUAUCCAAAGGGUGAAUCAUAUGAGGAUCUGGUGCAGCGUUUAGAGCCUGUGAUCAUGGAGCUGGAGCGGCAGGAGAAUGUUCUGGUUAUCUGUCAUCAGGCCGUCAUGCGUUGUCUGCUUGCGUACUUCCUGGACAAAAGUGCAGAUGAGUUGCCGUAUCUGAAGUGUCCUCUCCAUACUGUGCUGAAACUCACUCCUGUGGCCUACGGUUGUAAGGUUGAGUCCGUCUUCCUGAAUGUUGAAGCAGUGAACACUCACAGAGACAGACCUGUGAAUGAGGAUGCUCAUUGCAGUCACAGCUCGCUGUACCGCUCCACUCGUGUCCAGCCCAUGGCAAGUCCCGCACCCACCAGAGCGCCCUGUUUGCAGGAUCUGGGCUUGACUGAACUCAGUCUGCAGAAUGUUGAUGUGGACCGAGACCCAGAAGAUGCUUUACUGACUGUACCAGAACACAACUAGAUGACAAGUGCAAUUCUCCAUGAAACACUACAUACAGGAUAUUUUCCUUAUUUGUAGGGAACUGACGUGUCAUUUUUUAAUAAUUGUGAUGAAAAUGGCAAUAAUUGUGGUUUAUUAUGUUAAGUGGACUAGAUGAAGUCAGGAAGAUGUCAUGAAAUCACAUAAGUUUGUUUAAUACUUUAAUGAAAACUUAACAAGAGAAAGCCAGCUCGCAAGAAUUCAGUAUUAUGACAUUUUAACAGUUAUUUUACAUUUUCAUAAUGUUAAUUAUAUGGUAAAAAGUGGCGCUGCAGCUCCUUUAUGAGACAGAUGUUGAUGACUGCUGGUCCAGAUCAUGUUUGAUGAACUUUACAGCACACAGGGUUCAUUCCGGUGAAAAUGGAGAUCAAUGUGUAGAAAUUAAUCAGAACUCGUAUACAUGUUAAUAUGUAGCUGCUCAAAAUCGGGAAAAACAUUUAAUGUAAAUGCAGGCUGGUUUUCUAGUGCAGAAGUGACCUGCAGUACUGAUUAAGACUUAUAGUUCACAGAAUAAUUUAAAAUCUAUUACAUUUUUAGUAUUUUAGAGCAGUGAGUGAAUACAGUAUUGGCAUUGAUACUGGAUGAAAACAAGCAGCAUGAAACUGUAGAGUUUUACACCAACACUUGUCAGACGAUCAUGAACUUUUUGCCUCUUGAUAGCUGGAGUGGCUGUGCACGUCCUGGAUUAUGCCAUCUCACAUCAGGCAGGUCAGAACAUGGAAGUAGUGAUAUGCAAUUUGCACGUGAAAUAUUUUAUGAAAAUAUGCAAUUGUUUUUUAACGUAAUGUCUGCAACCAUGUGCCUGUUGUAAUGUGUUGUAUGCAGUUGCUUUGUGCUUGUGUUGCCAUGAACAGUUUCUUUUAAGGAGAUAUUUCACUUUGACAUGGGCGGCUGGUAUGAAACUCAUUUUUCUGGUUCUUCCAGAGUAGAAUACAUUAAGUGAGAGUUCUGUAUCAGCUGCCCAUGACCUCAAGUGUACUGAAGUGUUUGUGUGGUGCCGUCACAGGAUUAUCACAUGACUUCAGUGCCAAUGUAAUAAGACAAAAGUGGAAUAGAGCUGUACAGGGUGUUGUCAUGAAACCUAAACCAUGAGUUCCUUCAGGUGUUUCCAAUAGGUUUUUAGAAUGGUGGUUUGUGAUUUAUGAAUAAGGCCAGUGGUUAACAUGACAAGAAUAUCACGUAGUGUUCUGCAACAUAAAUUACACACAUUCAUACCUCUGAUGUGCAUUUAAAAGCUGUUGUGUUUUUUAAAAACUCGUGUAUCUUUAACUACACUUUCUUACAAUCACCAACCCUCAAGUAAUCGAGUCUCACGAGCCAGCUCGCUUCGAGUUUGACAUGACAAAAUGAAUAACUUGUGGUUCAGUACGUUUUUCAUUAACUAAAAAGAACAAGCUGAUAUGUUUUGCAGCAUAGAUUCAAAAGAGCCAACUCAUGAGAGAAUCUGACUUCAUUGGUCGUGCUGUUCAUGACACAAGGUAUGAUUGUACAACUAAACAAAAGCCUUUACAAGUGAUGUCAAACAGACAUGAUUUUACUGAAAAACCCAGAAGAAUUCCUGAGGGAACCUGUGGUAAAUGUGUUGGCCUACAACGUCAUGAUAACUAAACUUAUUAAAUUCUUGAAAUGUUUUAUGGAUUUAA
Myxocyprinus asiaticus (Chinese sucker) is the source of this 3432-nucleotide messenger RNA. Its product is annotated as 6-phosphofructo-2-kinase/fructose-2,6-bisphosphatase-like. Gene Ontology annotation, molecular function: 6-phosphofructo-2-kinase activity; fructose-2,6-bisphosphate 2-phosphatase activity; ATP binding. Gene Ontology annotation, biological process: fructose 2,6-bisphosphate metabolic process; fructose metabolic process. Lineage: Eukaryota; Metazoa; Chordata; Actinopteri; Cypriniformes; Catostomidae. The record is from RefSeq and is a predicted model, not a curated record. The coding region runs from base 356 to 1771 and encodes 471 amino acids. Gene Ontology annotation, cellular component: 6-phosphofructo-2-kinase/fructose-2,6-biphosphatase complex; cytosol. The transcript is spliced from 15 exons.